CGGGCGCGGGGCGGGGCGCCGCCGCGGCGCUGCGUGUGCGGGAAGACGCUGCCUGGGCUGGCGCCGCUAUUUACGCAUCGGUGCCGGGGCCGGCGGACGGGCGCCGCCGUCCCCCUACUCCUGGCCGGGCUACUGCACCAGGAGUUCUUUGCAACAUGCCUUCUGGAUGGAGCUGGGUGGUACACAUCUUAUAUUUUCUCCUGAGUAUUUGCUGUCUUCGAGGUGCAGGUGCACUUGUACAGUCAUGUGGUUACAUCACUCCAGAGUCUCCAGUGUUGGCCAUUGGCUCCAGUUUCACAGCAUGGUGCAUUCUCAAUGAGAGUUGCCUUGACUAUGGCAAUAUAUAUGCCAGUCAGAUUAUAUGGAAAACUAAACGUUCUGUAGUACCUAAAGAACAAUAUCGUGAAAUAAACAGAACUGUUUCCAGCGUCACGUUCAAUGACACCUCUACAUUAGCCACUCCUCUGACUUGCAACAUUUUAGCAGAUGGACAUCUUGAACAGAAUAUCUAUGGAAUUGAUGUUAGAUUGGGCUUGCCCCCUGAGAAACCUGAAAAUUUGAGUUGCAUUGUGCAUCAAACAUCAAGAAGUAGAUUUUCUAUGAAUUGUACCUGGAAUCCUGGACGAGCUACUUUCCUGGACACCGAAUUCUGGUUAAGAACUCGAUGGCCUCAAGAAACCUUUAAUGACUGCAAAGCAGCAGUUGUAAAUAAUUCAUGUCUCAUUCCUGAUGUCCAGUUCUUUGUUAACCUGGAGGUCUGGGUGGAAGCUAAGAAUGAUCUUGGGAUGAUGGAAUCUGAGCACCUUCUUUUUGAUCCUGUAGACAUGGUGAAACCUCUGCCUCCACAGAAUUUAUCAGUCACUUCAGGAAUACUACCCACUGUGUUGAAACUGUCAUGGGAGAAUCGAAUUAUACCAGCAGAGAUGGAGCUGAAAUUCAAUAUUCUAUACAAGAUCAGUGACAGCCCAGAUUGGAUGGAAGUUCCACCUGAAGAUACAGCUUCCACAAGAACUUCGUUCACUGUUCAAGGCCUUAAGCCUUACACAGAGUAUGUGUUUUCGCUUCGGUGUAUGAAGAGAGAUGGACUGGGCUAUUGGAGUGACAGGAGUGAAGAAAAGAGUGGGGUCACAAUUGAAGAUAGACCAUCUAAAGGGCCACCCCUAUGGCGGAAGAUAGAUACUUCUCACUCACCAGCCUCCUGGACUGUGCACCUCAUGUGGAAGGAGCUUGAUCAUUAUGAAGCCAAUGGGAUAAUCUUGCAUUACGAAGUGACUAUCAAAGCAAGAUCGCCUCUGUCACGACCACUUGAAAAACACAGUGUUAACACCACAAACUUGACUUUAGAGUUACCAAAGGGGACAUAUGAUGUAACAGUGACUGCUCAUAACAGCGUUGGUUCAUCUCCUGCAUCGGUUUUACUUAUCCCAGCAAGCAACUCAAAAGCUUCUGUGAAAAAUGUUAGAGCAGCUCCUCAUGCUGGCAGGCUGUGGGUACACUGGAUUGCUCCCAACAGCCAUGUGGCGAAGUAUGUGAUUGAAUGGUAUGAGAUGUCUAAUAAUUCCAGCUAUGUCACUGAAUGGCAGCAGGAGCCUGGCAGUUCUCAGAGCACAUUUCUAAAAGGAGAUAUAAAACCAUUCAAGUGUUACCAGAUAACUGUGUAUCCAUUGUAUGCUGAUGGUCAAGGAAAUGGUCAAUCUACAAAAGCUUAUCUUAAGCAGGACUAUCCUGUAAAAGGACCAACCAUUCAGACAAAAAAAGUAGGAAAAACUGAAGCUAUUUUAACAUGGAAGCAUCUCUCAGUGGAUGAUCAAAAUGGGUUUAUCAAAAACUACAUUAUCUUUUACAAAACUAUCAGUGGGAAUGAAACAGCUGCGAAGGUGGAUCCUUCCAAAACGGAAUAUACCCUCUCUUCCCUAUCCAGUGACACUUUGUACACAGUGCGGAUGGCAGCAUAUACAGAAGUAGGAGGCAAAAGUGGUCCUGUAUUUACAUUCACUACACAAAAGUUUGGAAAGGGAGAAAUUGAAGCCAUAGUCGUACCUGUGUGUCUAGCAUUCCUGAUGAGUGUCCUUUUGGGAGUUUUGUUCUUUUUUAACAAACGGGACUUAAUUAAAAAGUAUAUCUGGCCAAACGUGCCUGAUCCUUCCAAGAGUAACAUUGCUCAGUGGUCCCCUCAAGCUCCAGCGAAGCACAACUUUAGUUCUAAAGAUCAGAUGUACCCAGAAGGCAGUUUUACUGAUGUAAGUGUGGUUGAAAUAGAAGCUGAUGACAAGAAGUCUUUUUCAGAACAGGAUCUAAAACCUUUUGACUUGCUUAAAAAGGAGAAAAGUACUUCAGAGGGGCAUAGCAGUGGUAUUGGAGGAUCCUCAUGCAUGUCUUCUCCUAGACAAAGUGUUUCUGACAGUGAUGAAGGUGAAUCUACGCAAAAUACUUCGAGCACUGUACAGUAUUCAACUGUAGUGCUCAAUGGCUACAGAGACCAGAUUCCUUCUGUGCAGGUUUUCUCAAGGUCUGAAUCUACCCAGCCUCUGCUCGAUUCAGAAGAGAGAUCAGAAGACAAUCUAGGUGAUGCUACAUCACCAAGACAUCAGUAUUUCAAGCAGAAUUGCAGUCAAGAUGAAACUAAUCCAGGUGAGUCGCAUUUUGAAAGAGCAAAGCAAAAUACUCCUCCAAUAAAUGAGGAGGAUCUUGUUGGACUUCCACCAAUGCAGAUUUCAGGUCAGAGUUCACAGUCAUAUGGCUUUGAGCCACAGAAGAAUAUGCAGGAAGCUGCUUUGGCAGGUGCUUUAUUCCCAAGUACCGAAGGGCAGACUGUGAUCCCUGAAACGCUGGGGAUAAAUGCGGCAACAGUUGAGGAAAUGCCAAAAAGUUACCUGCCACAAACUGUAAGACAAGGGGGCUAUAUGCCCCAGUGAGAAGAAAGACCUGCUUUAUUAGGCCUUCACUAGUGCCUGUUCUGUGUUUUGUUUUGUUUUUUUAUCCUGUGUUUCUAAUACAUUAAGCUAAUAUUUAUCUGCUUUCAGAUAAAUAUAUGUGUAUGUAAAGAUUUAUUUAGUCAAGAGACUAUGACAGAGUUCUCUGAGUACUAAUUUCUAUGGGAAACUUCCAGUCCAGACAUACUGGAGAUCAACUUCAUGCACUACAUAUAUUCUUUCUUGUCUGAAUAAUUGGAGAAAACUGUAGUAUAUUUGCAGUUUUGUCUGUUUUUGUGAUGUUGCAUUUAAACUUGACUGAUUGAAAGUAGCAAGUUUAAUUUUGUCACCUAAGCUAAAGGGAUACCAUAAGCUUUCUGGCAGCGUACCACAUUAACCCAUUUUUGGCUAAGCUUGACUGGUCUCUUUCCCCCAAACGUGAAAAAUGGAAGUUCAUGGUUUCAGUCUUGUUUGACCUAUGUUAUCCAGCUUCCAAAAAUACUGGCCUGCACUCAUCACAGACUAAAUUAAUUGGCUUCCCUGGAGUUUAGACCAGGGCUGGGAUUGGCCUAGAGCUGCUGUUUCUAAAGACCUAAUAAAUCAAAGUAUUUUAAGUCCCAUUUUAAAACUGGAAGCCAAAGGUUGUGAAAUACUUGUAAAUUAUAUCGCCAGAUACAAUACCAAAUUUAAUCGCAGCCUAACUCUCAAUGCUGGUAUAGUAAUCAGUGUUCUACCUGCAUAUCUAUGUAAAUCCACAACUAAACAGAGACUUUAUAUAGAAUCUUGUCUUCAAACCAGAACUGAAUGUAUGGCAGGUGAAAUUACAUAUUUAAAAUUUGAAGGAACUCAUAGUUAAGAAGAGCUCCACUCUGUAGAUGAACUGAAUUGAUUGGGGGUUUUUUUAAGUUUGAAUAUUCAUAUCACUAACCAAAAUAAACCAUAUCUUGGGUUUUUUUAGAAAUCAUCAUUAUUGUCAGGUACAAGAGCACAUGCUAAACACUUCGGGGUGGGGAAAUGUUCUAUGACAAUAUCUGUUGUAUGUAGAUUUGUCUUUCGCAAAUGUCAAUGAGAGAGAUUUUUUUUUUUCAUGACUACCAAGACUAGUGUUCUGUGACUUCCUUGCCACGGUGUUGUGGUCUCAGUGAAACCAAACACUAUAUAGAGCAGGCAUACUUGCAUUAAUAAAAAUUUUCCACAUCACACCUGUUAAGGCAUUUGCCAUCCUUAUACCUGUUGUAGCUCAUUGCCAUGGCAAAAUUCUGCAGCACACCUGUUCAUUUCUGAUGGCACACUGAUUGGGAAACACUGAUGUAGAGAAAUCUGUUUCCUGCUGUGUUCAGACACUGAUACCCCUCAUACUUCCCAGAAAAGCAGAAACCUGCAGCUAGAAAGCUGACAAAAUGCAUCCUUCCAUCUUCCAUUGAGCUAUAAGCAAUACAUCUGCAUCCUGCUGAUUACAAUUCCUGUUACUUUACUUUUCUUUCCUCUGUUCCCUUCCUAUUUCUAACAUCUUAGAGAACAUAUGCUUAGAGUCCACCCUUAAUCUUUUCCUUAUAAUUCUUACCCGGAAAAAAUCUUUUUAAUGCCAACUCUUCAGCUUAGAAAAAUCAUCUUGGGGGUUUCUUAACCUGAUCCAUCUAGCUUUACAAUUUGGCACUAAGACCUCCUGUAGGUUCUAAAAUUCAUAGGCUACAGUUGGCAACCACUGCUGCUGGUCUUCAGAAUACUUGCUAGUGCUAUCUGUUGUUGGCUGGUUGCAUGGUUCCAACUUCCCUUGUUUUCAUCUGCUAAAUCAUAUUAUGGUAGAUGUUAACAUAGCAACAAUAACAAUUGCUUAUACAGGGAAAUUGGACAAUACCAGUGGAAAAAAGCUGGUCCAUGAGAUUCUCUUCAAAAGCAGUCCAAACUGGAAAAUGGCAAACCUCUGCUUUAGGAUGUUCAUAGCUUCUUGCACUGCAAGGAUUCCUUAACUUUGCUGACCUGUUUCUCUUACUAAUAGCUUGCAGUUUUUGCUACCUAGAAAUUUAACCAAUACAGCUGUACUCUGUAAUUUCAUUUGAAUUCAGAUCUCCUGCUGUCAACAUUUCAAUUAGCUGGUCUUCCAUUCUUGAAUCCUUUUUUUCUUUUGCCUGGGGCACAACAUCAAGGACAUUCAAGAGUUCCCUGUAAGCCAUAACACACAAAAUGGAUCUUGUAAAAUGUAAAGCCUCAACUGAAUGUCUCUGCCAUUAGUUAGAAAUGUACGGUAGCCUGAAAAGAGAAGUGGGCAAUGAGUGGGUGACUAGAGUUGUAAUCUUGUUUCUAAUUACAAGGGUGUUUUGAAAAGUAAUAAACAUUUUUAAAUAAAACCAUUUUUGUACAGUGAGAGAUGAAAGAGCACAGCAGGGAACAUGGAUGGUGAUAUUGUUGAUAUCAUCAUUUACAACUGUAAGAAGUCAUGUGGUCCAGUAAAUGAUAGUUGCCCACAAUGGAAAUGGUGGUAAGUUGCUAAAACACCCUCGUGCAUAAUGGGAAUCCAUUUAAAUUAAAGAUGAUUUCAGAAGAAAAGAAGCAUCUUCUAAGAGCUCCCCCUAGCAUAAUUCUGCUCUGUUACUAGUGGCAUCUUACUGUUCACCACUGCCUACAGCUCAUUAGUAGGUGACUUAGUGUAUUAGGAGGAGAGAACAAAUCCCUCCCAGAAAGCACUCUUUUUCCUUCUAAUUUAAGUCUUUAAAAUAGAUGAGUAUAGAAAAUAGAAGCAAAAAGACUAGAGGGCAAGUAAACAUUUAUGUAGGUCACCAGCUUAUAGCACAUGAUAAGAGCUAUAAGCAUUACAGCUUGUUAAUUAAAUAGUUUUCUCUACCAAAGAGUAGUGCCAUGCAGUGUUCAGCUUUUGACCUGAAAGUAACUUCCUGCUUCUUGAUGGUGUUCUAACUUUUUAUGUUUCGAAAGCACCUUGCAGUUCAAGUAUAUUGGUCAUGACCUUGAAAAAGUUUAAAAAUGUAUGUGGUAUAAUGCAUUGACAAUCCACUUAAGCUUACCUGGUACUUAGCCCCUGGAAUAUUGUUACAUACAAAGGAAUACUUUUACUAUGGUGCACUUUUAAAAAUAAAUACAAGCAUUAUUAAAAUAAAAAUACACUUAACACUGACCAUUUCAUAUCCAUUUUUGAUUGAUUGGUUGCCCACACUGGCACACUUCUGCUGGGGAAACAGAAUAAUAUUGAAGCAUGUUAUUUAUGUGACUGCAGACAAGGAUGGCAAGUGGAAAAUGAAUUGUGUGCACAAGCACACUUUUUAAUUAGCUUGUCACUUGUCUUGUUUCAAAAGAUCUGAUUUUGUUCUUCAUUGUAACAUUAAUGUUCUACAGUCCACAUGCAGUACUAAAAAAAACAAAGGGCAUCUUGGGAGCAUCCUAUCCUUCCUCAUCCUUCCCCCACUCCUGUCCUGGGAACGUGAUCAGGUUACAGCCUGGCCUAAAUAACAGUAGUCUGGAGUAGGGGGGUUCCCAACCUUUUUAGAUCAAGGACCGACAAACCGUGGACUGAAAGUGGCCAUGAACUGGCAGCCAACCCCUGGCUGCUGGACCACCAUAUGUGGACUGUCACUUCCAGUCCACAGUUUGUCGGUCCGCAGUCACUUCUGGUGACACCACGUGGGGCCCUGUGGCUGGCACUUCAGGCUGGAACACCCAUAAAGACACUUUCACCCAGCGGGAGGGAGGGAGGAACCAAACCUCAACCACAGCAGCCACUGCCACAGGAUAGGAUGGGUCAACCCUCCUGUAGACCAGCAGCCAACUCUUCAUGUCCCAGUACCAGGCCAUGGCCUGGGGGUUGGGAACACCUGGUCUAGAACAACACUAAUUUAGGUCAAUUCAUCAAUGGUCCUAAGAGGGUAUUAUGGUGGUUGUCAAAGUACUGGGGGUGGUAGCCAGGGAUUCCUUAAGGGGUAUCUGGAAGAGGUUUGGUGUUGAAGUUGCACAAGUCCUUCAGUACCUAACAAUCCCUCUUCAUGAGGCUGGGACCCAUAGCUGACUUUCUGGCCCUUGCACACCAGCAUUGCAGCUCAAGGUUGAACCUCCAUCAACCACUCAACAAAAGAUGUAGUGGCUAAUGUUAUAAACCCUCAUGUGUUCAGUCAAAACUGCCAUGCAGAAUCUUGGCAGGACAGGAACUAAGUUGUAUCACUUGCAUCAUUGUGGUGUCUAAAACUUCCUUGGCAUAACCUAGAAGAAAUUCCUAAUCUUGUUUGGUUAAACAUGCCAUGUACUUGCUUGCUUCUAGUACAUUUAACAGAGCAAAAAUUCCCUCCCUCCCCCUCACCCCCAUGUACUUGAUUGCUGUCGUCACAUCAACAGUCCUUCCCAGAUAAAUAAAAUUAAUUUGCUGUA
Alligator mississippiensis (American alligator) is the source of this 7283-nucleotide messenger RNA. It is a transcript of the gene IL6ST, whose product is annotated as interleukin 6 cytokine family signal transducer. NCBI's taxonomy places the organism in Eukaryota, Metazoa, Chordata, Crocodylia, Alligatoridae. Gene Ontology annotation, molecular function: cytokine binding; cytokine receptor activity. The record is from RefSeq and is a predicted model, not a curated record. The transcript is spliced from 16 exons. Bases 156 to 2915 code for a protein of 919 amino acids. Gene Ontology annotation, biological process: cytokine-mediated signaling pathway. Gene Ontology annotation, cellular component: external side of plasma membrane; membrane; signaling receptor complex.